Messenger RNA from Fusarium tjaetaba, 1869 nucleotides. Its product is annotated as 3-(3-hydroxy-phenyl)propionate 3-hydroxycinnamic acid hydroxylase. The coding region runs from base 1 to 1869 and encodes 622 amino acids. The record is from RefSeq and is a predicted model, not a curated record. Lineage: Eukaryota; Fungi; Ascomycota; Sordariomycetes; Hypocreales; Nectriaceae. The transcript is spliced from 4 exons. Gene Ontology annotation, molecular function: FAD binding.
AUGGAAGAAACACAAGUAAUUAUUGUUGGGGGCGGACCAGCUGGUCUUGCCCUGGGACUGUCACUCGCCCGACUAAAGAUUCGUUCCGUCAUUCUUGAAAAAGAACCAGAGAUCACCACAGAUCCUAGAGGCGUUUUCCUCACAGGGGAUGCCAUCAGAAUACUACACAGUCUCGGGAUCAACGAUCUAGCGGGCAUAGGUCACGAGAUUCCCCAUGUGAACGUUCAUCGCAGCGCAUUUAAUGCCCCGCCAUUCUUCUCAGUCCCAGUUGGGGACAUCAACAGUCUUGAACAAGCUCUGCCUGAAGGCAUUCUGCAAAUGCAGCCGCGUCUAGAGAUGGCAUUGAGAAAGGCUAUUGACCAAUCGCAAUACUGUUCAUUUCGCCCUUCCUGUGAAGUGGUCUCACGGUCUGAACAAGAUCCACCAGUGAUCGACUUCAAGAAUAGCCAAGGGACACGCCAACAAAUCAAAGGAGAAUGGCUCAUCGGUGCCGACGGGAAACUUGGAAUUGUACGAAAGCACUUCCUUGAACCAACUGUAGGCAUCAAGCAGCAAGACGGUCUUUAUCCUUACAGCGGUACAUGGAUAGCCGCCAACCUGAAGAUGAAACUCCCUACCCCAGAGAGUCAUCCUGACUUUCCACUCUGGAAGCUUGGGUAUUCGCCGCAGGAGGUUUAUGAUCUGUUCUGGCCGAUCGGUUGGCACUUUUGUACCCCGCCUGGGAAGGCUACUGCUUCUGGAAGAUUUGGACCUUAUGAGGAAAGGCUCUGGCGUCAUGAGUUUGCUCAAGAUGAGUCACUCAUUAAAGAUAACUCGGAAGAGCUACUCUGGGAGCACAUCACGCCGAUGAUCACUCUUGAGCAAGACAAAAACCGCAAUCAUAGGUUCAGCGGCCCUGUGCAGUAUCCACGAGAUUGUAUCGAAAUCCUGCGAUGUCGACCAUUCCACUUCGUUCACAAGGUUGUUAACUGCUGGUUCAGUGGCCGUACAAUUCUCAUCGGCGACGCAGCCCACGUCUUUCCCCCUUUCGCCGGUCAAGGUAUUGGCAGUGGUGUUAGGGACGCUCACCAACUUGCCUGGAGGUUAGCUUUAAUGCUCCACCCUGACUCCAAGCCCGAAAACCACGACAAGCUACUCAAGUGCUGGGAAUCAGAGCGGCGUCAGAGCAUCAAUGACGCGGCGCAGUUCUCCAUGAUCAAUGGCCGCAUCUGCAACAAUGAACCUUCUUUAUGGCAACGUUUAUUUUUCCGGCUUUUGAUGUUGCUUCACGGCACUUCUGCGUUUCGGUAUGUAGAUUAUAUGCAUUAUAAGGAGAAGAAGGGGUUUUCAAAUGUUGAAAACGGGUUCUUUAUCAAGGGCUGCACAGGUGGCUCCCGUUUGCCUCAGAUACACAUGAGAUCGAAGUGCCAGGCAGAAUCAUUCCUAUCAGAUGGCCUUUUACGAAAGGACAAUACGAUCUUCACUCUAGUGGUAAUGGGCGAUGGAAACCCAGCUAACCAGCUACGCUUGCACGCUGAAGCAACGGCUGCAGUCCAAGAAGCCGGACUCUCAUCAAUUAUCUCAAAGGAUGCUAUUGUAUUUUACGAUGCACAUUGGAGUGGCUCAUCGCAGGGUCAAAAGACACUUUCAGAUACUAAUGGCGGGCUUGGCCAUCCCAUGGUCUGUUCACCUUCGCAGAUUGCUGCAGCUGAUGGGCACAUGGCGAACGGAUAUGACAGUUCGGUCUUUGCUAAGCGUCUUGGGAGGGGUACCAAGUUUGCGAUUAUUCGACCUGACUUCUUUAUCUUUGCUUGUGCUUCUGACUAUUCUGGGCUGGUCGGAUCUCUGAGAUCAUUGAGAAGUCAUGUUGGGUUUGGGGAUAAGAAAUAG